AUGAGCGCUCCUGAAUCGUCGGCCGCAAGCGCUGCCGCGCCUCCAAGCCCGGACCCGACAUCGUCCAGUGCCCCGUCUGUAUCCACGGCCCCGUCUGCGUCUUCUUCGCCUCGUAACGGACUCAAGAGCGAGGUUGAAGACGUCGUGGGGCAGGAAUUAAUCCACUGGCUCGACGCGAAUGCGGCGGAUUCCAAGAAACUGGUACUGAAAGAGUACGCGCCUGAAGUGCGUGGCGUCCAUAGCCGGAAAGUGCUCGUGCCGGGCGAACGCAUCCUUGUGAUCCCUAAGAAAUGUCUGAUCACGGUCGAAAUGGGCAAACAGACGGCAAUUGGACGCCAAUUACUCGCUCGGAACGUCGAAUUUGUUGCGCCAAAGCACAUUUAUCUGAUGCUGUUUCUACUGACGGACAUGGAGAACCUCGAGACGUCGUUUUUUCGCAACUACUAUAGCACGUUGCCCAGUACGCUUCGGAACAUGCCGAUUUUCUGGUCGGACGAAGAGCUCAAUUGGCUGAAAGGGUCGUACAUUAUUCAGCAAAUUCAGGAACGCAAGGCUGCGAUCCGAAAAGACUAUGACGUGAUCUGUCGUGUCGAUCCGUUGUUCGCUAGGUUCUCGCUCGACCGCUUCAGUUGGGCACGGAUGAUCGUGUGCAGUCGUAACUUUGGCUUGACCAUUGACGGUGUCAGGACAGCAGCACUCGUGCCGUUUGCUGAUAUGCUCAAUCAUUACCGUCCACGUGAAACGAGCUGGACGUUUGACCAGAGCAUUGACGCGUUCACGAUCACAUCGCUCGGCACGAUUGGCGCCGGUGCGCAGGUUUAUGACUCGUACGGCAAGAAGUGUAACCAUCGCUUUUUGCUCAACUAUGGCUUUGCAGUCGAGGACAACACUGAAGAAGAUGGCCGUAACCCGAACGAGGUGCUCAUUGACUUCCAGCUCUCACCUGCUGACGGACAGCUUUUCUACGAUAAGCGAGCAUACUUGCACGAGAGCGGCAUCUUUACGAUGGACGCACGCCUGAGCUGCUCGCACUCGGAAUUCAACACACGUGAGGGCUUUAGCUUUGCCCGUUUGAUUGUUGCUACUGAGGAGGAGUUUUCUUUGAUGAAGAAAAAGAGUCCGGCGCACUCGUCUCCGCCCGUUUCGUUCGAGAACGAGAUUCGUGUACUUCAGUACUUGCGCACCCUUAUGACUCACCAGCUAAGUCUCUACGACACUACGAUCGAAGAAGACAACGAACUGCUGGCCUCAAAGCAGUACCCGCUGUUCUCUAACCGCAUUCAGGCUCUAUUCUUCAUCCGAGGCGAAAAGCAGGUGUGCCGAUAUCUUCAGGAGCUAGCAGACAAGGUCAUCCCGCUAUUUAGCUUACCGCUGGCAGAAUGUCGCGAGGAAUUGCAGCGCAGCUUUGACGGCGACAGCGACGUCGACCGCUAUGCACAAGACGUGAUCGCGUAUUUGGUUACGCAAGUUUACAGCGAAAGCUAG
Molecule: messenger RNA, 1485 nt
Organism: Peronospora matthiolae
Lineage: Eukaryota; Oomycota; Peronosporomycetes; Peronosporales; Peronosporaceae
Source: the annotation of a GenBank genome assembly